AUGAGCAAAUCUAUCGGAAUUGAUUUGGGUACUACCUAUUCUUGUGUUGGACACUUCUCCAACAAUCGUGUCGAAAUCAUUGCCAAUGACCAAGGUAACCGUACCACUCCUUCUUAUGUUGCCUUCACAGAUACUGAACGAUUAAUUGGUGAUGCUGCCAAGAAUCAAGUCGCCAUGAAUCCCCACAACACCGUCUUCGACGCUAAGCGAUUGAUCGGUCGUCGCUUUGCUGAUGCAGACGUUCAAUCAGAUAUGAAACAUUGGCCUUUCAAGGUCGUCGACAAGGACGGCAAGCCAUUGCUCCAAGUGGAGUUCAAAGGAGAAACCAAGACUUUUACUCCUGAAGAAAUCUCUUCUAUGGUACUACUAAAGAUGCGUGAAGUUGCUGAAGCUUUCAUGGGAAGUAAAAUCACAGAUGCUGUCGUAACUGUCCCUGCUUACUUCAACGAUUCUCAACGUCAAGCUACUAAAGACGCUGGUACCAUUGCUGGUAUGAAUGUUUUGCGUAUCAUCAACGAACCAACGGCUGCCGCUAUUGCUUACGGUUUAGACCGCAACACUCAAAAGGAAACAAACGUUUUGAUUUUCGAUCUUGGUGGUGGUACCUUCGAUGUCUCCCUGUUGACCAUUGAAGAAGGUAUUUUCGAAGUCAAGUCUACUGCUGGUGAUACUCACUUGGGUGGUGAAGAUUUUGACUCUCGCUUAGUCAACCACUUCAUCCAAGAAUUUAAACGUAAGAACAAGAAGGAUAUUAGUGGUAAUGCUCGUUCUGUCCGUCGUCUCCGUACUGCCUGUGAGCGCGCUAAGCGUACUCUUUCUUCUUCUUCACAAGCUAGCAUUGAGAUUGACUCCAUGUAUGAGGGUAUUGACUUUUACACUUCCAUCACUCGUGCUCGCUUUGAAGAAUUAUGCUCUGACCUCUUCCGCAAUACCAUGGAACCUGUCGAGAGGGUCCUACGUGAUGCAAAGGUCGACAAGUCCUCUGUUGACGAAAUUGUAUUGGUUGGUGGUUCUACUCGUAUCCCCCGUAUCCAAAAGCUUGUUUCUGACUUCUUCAACGGUAAGGAGCCUUGCAAGUCUAUCAACCCUGAUGAGGCUGUUGCCUAUGGUGCCGCCGUCCAAGCUGCCAUCUUAACUGGUGACACUUCCGAAAAGACCCAAGAUUUAUUAUUGCUGGAUGUUGCCCCUCUUUCUAUGGGUAUCGAAACUGCUGGUGGUGUCAUGACUGCUCUUAUCAAGCGUAACACUACCAUUCCUACCAAGAAGUCCGAAGUCUUCUCUACUUACUCAGACAACCAACCCGGUGUCUUGAUUCAAGUCUACGAAGGUGAGCGUGCUCGUACCAAGGAUUGCAACUUGCUCGGUAAGUUUGAGCUCUCUGGUAUUCCACCCGCUCCUCGUGGUGUUCCUCAAAUUGAAGUCACCUUCGAUGUUGACGCCAACGGUAUCUUGAACGUGUCCGCCCUCGAGAAGGGUACUGGUAAGACUCAAAAGAUUACCAUCACCAACGACAAGGGUCGUCUCUCCAAGGAAGAAAUCGACCGCAUGGUUGCUGAUGCCGAAAAGUACAAGGCUGAAGAUGAAGCCGAAACUUCUCGAAUUCAAGCCAAGAACCACUUGGAAUCCUAUGCCUACUCUUUGCGUAACUCCAUGGAUGACCCCAACUUGAAGGACAAGGUUGAGGCCUCUGACAAGGAAUCCAUUGAUAAGGCUGUCAAGGAGACCAUUGAGUGGCUCGACAGCAACACUACUGCUGCCAAGGACGAAUACGAGUCCAAGCAAAAGGAAUUGGAAGGUGUUGCCAACCCCAUUAUGGCCAAGGUUUAUCAAGCUGGUGGUGCCCCCGGUGGCGCUCCAGGUGCUGCACCUGGUGGCCCCCCUGGCGGUGAGCAAGGUCCCGAAGUCGAAGAGGUUGACUAA
Molecule: messenger RNA, 1920 nt
Organism: Schizosaccharomyces osmophilus
Lineage: Eukaryota; Fungi; Ascomycota; Schizosaccharomycetes; Schizosaccharomycetales; Schizosaccharomycetaceae
Gene: ssa1
Product: Hsp70 family heat shock protein Ssa1
Exons: 1
Coding region: 1-1920 (639 amino acids)
Biological process (GO): protein refolding; vesicle-mediated transport; cellular response to unfolded protein
Cellular component (GO): plasma membrane; cytoplasm; cytosol
Molecular function (GO): ATP binding; heat shock protein binding; ATP hydrolysis activity
Source: RefSeq, a predicted model, not a curated record